Caenorhabditis elegans is the source of this 673-nucleotide messenger RNA. It is a transcript of the gene F10D7.4, whose product is annotated as ZP domain-containing protein. The transcript has 4 exons. The coding region runs from base 101 to 640 and encodes 179 amino acids. Lineage: Eukaryota; Metazoa; Nematoda; Chromadorea; Rhabditida; Rhabditidae. The record is from RefSeq and is marked reviewed.
GAUAAAUUGAUUUUUAUCGCCAUAUUCGCACUGUUCCUUGUGAUUUUUUGAAUUUUCAAGUGCUGUUAAGAUGAAAACAAAAGAAGAAGAGAACCGAAUCAUGUUCGAAUGCCUAGCGCCAAAGUCAGUCAGUGUCCUGAACUUUGAGGGAACUGACUUUGUUAGAAGAAACCCGGAUUCUAUGUUUUGUCACAUUAGAUUCACAAGACCAAUGGUGGAAGGUGACAAUCUUGAGCUGAAGGUUGUCUUCCACGACACGCCAAUGUUUGACGGUCAGUGCCUUCUUUCAAUCACUCCUCCGGAACUACAAGACUACAGAGCAAAGGUGAUAGUUGACGAAAACCCCUACAUAAUCGACCCAACAACCGCUUGGAUCAGCUACAUGAAAGAUGAUGAUUGCAGAAAGGUUAUGAGAUUUGGGAUGAUGUUCACCAAAGGAGCUCUCAACCUUCGACUACCAGGAGACACCGAGUUCUUCACUUUUUAUCAUGUGCCAAGAGACUGUAAUAACAUUUGCGUGGACUUGUUCUUCUGCAAUUGUAUCAAAGCAGUAGCUCUCCGGGAUCCAGACUUUUCUAUGGAGAUUCAUAGCUCUGCACCCAAGAUAUAUAGAAAUCAAUCUCUAGUCAUAAUUCCUUGAAUAUAGUAAAAUAAAUCGUCCAGAAUGUCGAAA